Sphaeroforma arctica JP610 is the source of this 450-nucleotide messenger RNA. RefSeq lists its product as hypothetical. The transcript has a single exon. The record is from RefSeq and is a predicted model, not a curated record. The annotation marks the transcript as partial. NCBI's taxonomy places the organism in Eukaryota, Ichthyosporea, Ichthyophonida.
ACGGUCUCCUUGAUAUGGACGGGGACGAUGGCGAAAUAGAGACUACCAACGCUAACACCACCACAGACACUACUACAGCAGAUGGCAAAACACAGGAGUCACGCGCACAGGCACAUACACCAACUCCCUCUGGGAAAGGAUUGGCAAGUAAGGAUGCCAAAGAUAUGGGCGACAGUUCGGAACUGGGCGGUUCGACUGCAGGUAGUACAACUGGCGGUAGUCAUAAGAACCAGACGCUGAUGCCGAGAGAGACUGGGGAGCUGGGAGAACUGCGGCAAUCGACUAAAGACAGUCACACCCCGGCCAGUGUACAGGGAGAUGGGGGUAAUGAUGUAACCGUAGGUACGCAUAGCAUGGGUAGUAUUAAGGACAGCAAAACCGACACACACACUGCUGAGGAUACGAAAUCAACUGCAGAGACUUCGACCAGUGGACAUAGAUCAAAGUCAG